Messenger RNA from Punica granatum (pomegranate), 2061 nucleotides. Lineage: Eukaryota; Viridiplantae; Streptophyta; Magnoliopsida; Myrtales; Lythraceae. The record is from RefSeq and is a predicted model, not a curated record.
AAAACCAAAACCAUUAAACCAACUAAUAUUAGUUACCAAUUAAGAACACUACUUGGGUUAUGGCAGCGGGCGUGGAGGGCUCGCCGGGGAGUUCCAUGCAUGGAGUCACCGGAAAAGAGCAGACCUUCGCGUUCUCUGUCGCCACCGACCCUACCGUAACGAGCGAUGACCUCGCGAAAUUCGCCCUUCCCGUUGAUUCCGAGCACAAAGCGAAGGAGUUCCGAGUUUUCUCCCUCGCGAACCCACACAUGAGGACCUUCCACCUCUCGUGGGUCUCCUUCUUCACGUGCUUCGUGUCCACGUUCGCGGCUGCCCCUCUAGUCCCGGUCAUCCGGGAUAACCUCAACCUCACCAAGGGCGAUAUAGGAAACGCUGGGAUUGCUUCUGUCUCCGGCAGCAUAUUCUCGAGGCUCGCAAUGGGUGCUGUCUGUGACCUCCUAGGGCCGCGCUAUGGAUGCGCUUUCCUCCUGAUGUUGUCCGCUCCGACUGUGUUCUGUAUGGCGUUUGUGUCCUCUCCAGGAGGCUACGUAGCCGUCAGGUUUAUGAUCGGAUUCUCACUGGCAACAUUCGUCUCCUGCCAAUAUUGGAUGAGCACGAUGUUCAAUGGGAAGAUCAUUGGGCUCGUAAAUGGCACGGCAGCAGGGUGGGGCAACAUGGGUGGCGGGGUCACCCAGCUGCUCAUGCCGGUGCUCUAUGAGAUCAUUCGCAGAGCAGGGGUGACCCCAUUCACAGCAUGGCGAAUCGCUUUCUUCAUUCCCGGUUGGUUACAUGUAAUCGUCGGGAUUCUCGUUUUGACCUUAGGGCAAGAUUUGCCCGAUGGCAACCUCGGUGCCCUUCGCAAGAAAGGAGAUGUUCCCAAAGACAAGUUCACGAAGGUGGUGUGGUAUGCUAUCACAAGCUACAGAACGUGGAUUUUCUUUCUAUUUUACGGCAUGUCACUUGGUGUAGAGUUAACCACCGAUAAUGUGAUCGCGGAAUAUUUCUUCGACAGAUUUAAUCUCAACUUGCACACGGCCGGCACCAUAGCAGCAACCUUUGGAAUGGCCAACAUCAUUGCAAGACCCGCUGGCGGGCUACUAUCGGAUUUAGCAGCCCGACAUUAUGGCAUGCGAGGCCGUCUGUGGAACCUUUGGAUCCUCCAAACCCUAGGAGGCGUCUUCUGCAUCUGCCUCGGGCGGGCAAACUCUCUCUCGCUCUCCGUCCUUUCUAUGAUCCUCUUCUCCAUCGGCGGUCAGGCGGCAUGUGGAGCCACAUUCGGGAACCCAUUCAUUUCAAGGAGGUCCCUGGGGGUCAUCUCAGGGUUAACCGGUGCAGGCGGCAACUUCGGGUCAGGGCUAACCCAGCUGCUCUUCUUCACGAGUUCUAGCCACUCGACCGCGACAGGGAUUACCCUGAUGGGGAUCAUGAUAGUAGCGUGCACUCUCCCAGUGACGCUUGUGCAUUUCCCGCAGUGGGGAAGCAUGUUACUCCCACCGACAAAGAGCGGAUCAAAGUGCAGCGAGGAGUACUACUAUGGGUCGGAGUGGAAUGAGGAGGAGAAGCGCAAGGGCCUGCACCAAGGAAGCCUCAAGUUUGCAGAAAACAGCAAGUCCGAGCGGGGCAAGAGGGUGCUCUCCGUUCCGGACUCUCCUGCUUCCAUCCCAGCAUGAGGGCAGGCGCACCAAAGCGCUCCACACUACAAUUUACCAAUGUAAUCGGAUCAUGUAAUUGCUUGAUAUAUCGGCACCGGAUGCCACCUCACACAUACAAUGUAACAGUCUAAUUGCACUUCUCCUGUCCAUAAGUCACGUGAGAGCGUUAAUAUAUCAUGAUGGCAUGAAGUCUGAUUGAGGCCUUGUAUAGCGGGCUUAUUGGGCCAGAGAUGGGCCGGUGAUGGACCGAUAAAUUAAGCUGGGCCGAGCGAGAGAGAAAAAAAUCUUACAGGACAAUUCUGGGUCCCCCACUGUUGUCCAAUUAGAACUUGGAAGUAUACUUCUUGCCUCCCUACAGUACGUGAGGUCGAUUUGGUUGGGUUUGAAUAGUCUCCUUCACUUUUAGACGCAUCAGGUAAAGUGAAGUGAU